Messenger RNA from Pangasianodon hypophthalmus (striped catfish), 1024 nucleotides. RefSeq names its product ubiquitin-conjugating enzyme E2 variant 1. NCBI's taxonomy places the organism in Eukaryota, Metazoa, Chordata, Actinopteri, Siluriformes, Pangasiidae. The record is from RefSeq and is a predicted model, not a curated record. The transcript is spliced from 4 exons. Gene Ontology annotation, biological process: protein K63-linked ubiquitination; DNA damage tolerance. The coding region runs from base 61 to 504 and encodes 147 amino acids. Gene Ontology annotation, cellular component: nucleus.
CGCACGUUUUGAGCGCGCCCACGUGUGCGUGCGCGCACUCGUUAACUGUUUAUUUCCAAAAUGGCGGUCGCCGCCGGAUCAGGCGUGAAGGUGCCACGCAACUUCCGUCUGCUGGAGGAGCUGGAGGAAGGUCAGAAAGGAGUGGGGGACGGAACCGUGAGCUGGGGGCUGGAGGACGAUGAUGACAUGACCCUCACACGCUGGAGAGGCAUGAUCAUCGGCCCACCACGGACUAUCUAUGAGAACAGGAUGUACAGUCUGCGAGUGGAGUGUGGACCCAGAUAUCCAGAAACACCUCCGUUUGUGCGAUUUGUGACAAAGAUCAACUUAAACGGAGUACACAACUCCAGUGGUGUGGUGGAACCGAGGGCAGUGUCAUCUUUGGCAAAGUGGCAGGACUCCUACAGUAUCCGAGUGGUGCUGCAGGAGCUUAGACGACUCAUGAUGUGCAAAGAGAACAUGAAGCUCCCACAACCGCCUGAGGGACAGAUUUACACCAACUGAGACUGUACUAUACUGCAAAUACACACACACAGUCUGCCUUUAGCAUUUUGUUUUCUUCUCAUUUGUAUUCAUUUUCAUUCCUCUUUCCAAUCAGUCAUCCUUGAAUUCAUAAAUGUGCAAACUCUUUCUUGCUCUGUCUGUCUCUUAGACUUGUUCUGUCUAUCAUGCACAUAUACAAACCUCAUCUGGAAAGAAUUCAUGCCUCAACUCGCACACAUCCCUUAUGGUCCCUCCCUUUUCUCAUUUUUCUGAAAGAAAGAUGAGUGAUCAGUUCUUUGGUUGUCUUGGACAAAUCAUUUGAAUACUGUGCAUCUUACUAAUCUUUGUUUUUGUUAUUGUUUGUUAUAAAUUCAGAUUGUAUAAUAUCAUAAAUAAUCUUAUUGAGUGUGACUUGUGGUUGUAUUUUUGUCAUUUUCAUAUCGAAAAUUUCAUAUCUUUUGCUUGAGUGCAAUUCAGCUCAGCUUUAUGCAUUGUAAUGUCGUUGUAGAUGUUCAGUAGUAAAUUCUUGGUAUUUGCAUUG